AUGUUGAUUUCCAUUCUCGCACAUCUUGUUGAUGCAAAUCACCGAAUCUAUAGCAAAGAAGCCUUUCAGAUUGUCUGCCGGACACCAGCAAACGUUUCCAAAGGGCCCACACAAACGGGCGCUAUCUACAGCACAAGCAGUGGCUGUACGGCCAGCGAAUCCAGCGCUAUGCCGUCAGAAGACGUUGACACAGGCUUCCUGUCUUCCGUGGCCAACGCCGACCCAGGAUGGUUAUCUCGCGUCACCCCAACCCCUGAUUACAGUGCUGUGUACUCCACGUACUCGACUUACAAACAGCCUUACUCACAGCCUAUGUCCCCCCAACUUACCCCAAUGACCACAACACGCGGACCUCGCCAUGCCAGGUGUCGUGGAAACGAUGAGUUCCAAUAGUCCCUGAAACAUUUAUAAACCCUGUCAAUUUCUCAUAUUUUCACUUUCCGUGUAACUGCGUAGACCUGACGAUGAAUUGCCGAAAACAUGUGUUUCCCAAAUAUAUUUUUCAAGUGCAACAUUGGAAUAUUCACAGAAAGAACAAACAAGCCCCCUUGGUUGACUUAGUUAAAACUGUUUGACUCUAAGCCUAACUUGACGCUGCCCAGCCGUAGUCAGCACCCUAACCCUAAACCUUAGUCCAGCCCUUAUCCUAUCAAUAACCUUAAUCUGCAUCCUAACCGCAACCGAUGUAAGCAAAGGCUAAAUAUGCCUUAGGCAGGUUGAUGACAUCGCGUCUGUCUUGCUGGUAACAGUUUUAUUACAACAGAUUCAUAUAAGCAGAGAGACGCUGAUUCUCCCCACCCCUUCAAAUUUCCGUGGGCUGCUCCGACAUCGGCAGACAUGAUGUUUCCGCCCUUCUCUCUAGACAAGGAUUUCUAAGUCUUUGGCACUUUUAUAAGGCCCCAUCUCGAAUAUGCAAUUCAGGCAUGGAGACCGUGGACGCAUCAGGAUUACGAUCUGCUCGAAAGGGUGCAGAGACGAGCAACAAAAUGUAUAAGAGGUCAAAGUGCACUGCCAUACGAGAUCCGUUUAACUAACCUUAAUCUCUAUCCUCUGAGUUAUAGGCAGUUGCGCGGAGACAUGAUACAAACUUUCCGUAUCGUGCGCGGCUUGGAUUGUGCCCUUCGGCGCGAUGACUUUUUCCAACUCGCCACUACAACUCACCUCCGGGGACAUACCUUCAAGCUACUUGUGCCACAGGGUAGACUGAAUGUGAGAAAAUAUUUCUUCUCCAGCCGUGUCGUGGAACCGUGGAAUAACCUGCCCGAGACGGUUUUUAUGUCUCAAUCUGUGGAGACAUUUAAAUGUCGCCUUGAAAGAUAUAUGCUGCAGCAACAAGCGGACUAUGUGACUUUUUAG
Molecule: messenger RNA, 1356 nt
Organism: Spirometra erinaceieuropaei
Lineage: Eukaryota; Metazoa; Platyhelminthes; Cestoda; Diphyllobothriidea; Diphyllobothriidae
Source: the annotation of a GenBank genome assembly